Stegostoma tigrinum is the source of this 6569-nucleotide messenger RNA. RefSeq names its product interferon regulatory factor 3 (gene irf3). The record is from RefSeq and is a predicted model, not a curated record. The transcript is spliced from 9 exons. Gene Ontology annotation, molecular function: DNA-binding transcription factor activity, RNA polymerase II-specific; RNA polymerase II cis-regulatory region sequence-specific DNA binding; protein binding. Lineage: Eukaryota; Metazoa; Chordata; Chondrichthyes; Orectolobiformes; Stegostomatidae. The coding region runs from base 168 to 1526 and encodes 452 amino acids. Gene Ontology annotation, cellular component: nucleus. Gene Ontology annotation, biological process: regulation of transcription by RNA polymerase II; immune system process.
UUAAAUGCAAUUGGCUCAGCAGAGGAAAUCCAGAACCGAAAAUAAGAAGGGGCCUGGAGCUGGUAAUGGUGAAGGGCAGCACAGAAGCCUGGCAUUAACUGGUUGCUGCAAAACUGAAGCAGAUUCUUUCAGUCUAUGAAGGGACAGUUUGAAAUUAAAGAGUGAGAAUGGGCUCCCAGAAACCGUUGUUAUAUGAUUGGCUUAUUGAGCAGAUAGACAGUGGUCAAUACCCUGGCCUCUGUUGGCUGAAUGCAGAGAAAACAAGAUUCCAGAUUCCAUGGAAACAUCGCUCGAGGCAGGACAUUUCCGAAGAUGACUCCAAAAUAUUUCAGGCUUGGGCGAUAGCAAGUGGCCGGUACAAGCCAGGGAUCAAUGCUGCUGACCCUAUUGUGUGGAAGAGAAACUUGCGCAGCGCUCUCAAUAGGAACAGUCGUUUUCGACGUGUGGUUGACAAUAGGAAUGACUCUGAGAAACCCCACCUGAUUUAUGAGAUCCAGAGCACUGGCCAGAAGGGUGGGGCCAGUGUCGAGGAAGAGAGUGACGAAGUCAGUUCUGUGAUCGACAGUGUCAGCCCUGGGCUCUCCACGGGUUCAGCACCCAGCGUGUGCACUCUGGAGAACAGCUUGCGAGACAUGAUGAUAUUGGACCAGGCGACAGGGGACGGUGGAGAAGGGACCAUGAUGGAAACGGGAACCGCCCUCUGUGCAUCCAACUACCCUCCAGAAUACGCAUUCCCUCCAAGCAGCCUGAGUGAAAUAAAGCCCACUGCCAGUGCACACGGUGCUUGUGCAAUGCCACUCGCAGACGAAGGACCAAAUAACACCUGCCCAAAUGUCGGCGAGUUCCAAACACAGAUGAGAGGAUAUUUCCAGAAUGGACAGCUCGCAACCCAGUUUGAGGUAACAAUCUAUUAUCGUGGCAGGAGGGUGAAGGAGCAGAUUGUGAAGAACACUGAUGGAUUCCGACUGUGUUACACAUCGGAAUCUAAAUUGCCAUACCUGGACGACCUCCGGUUCCCAGAAGCGGCCUCCUGUUUGAAUGACCAGCAACAAAUCAUGUACACAAACAGGCUGUUGGAGGGGAUGGGCCAAGGGCUGAUUGUGGAAGUGAGCAAUAAUCAGAUCUGUGCGCAGAGACUCGGCAGCUGUAGGACCUUCUGGUCGAUGAUGGAGAACCCCAAAAGUAAUGAACCUCGACAGAUCUCCAGCAAGGAGCUAACCGUCCUGUAUGACCUAUCUCAGUUUCAUCAAGAAAUGUGUGCCUUUCUGAACUCAGAGGGAGGAUCUCCGCAGUAUUCCAUUUGGCUGUGUUUUGGGGAGCUGUGGCCAGACCCUGGUGAUAGAACCUGGAAUAAGAAGCUGAUCAUGGUGCAGGUGACACCCAUAACCUUCAAACUGUUGCACGAACUGGCACAUGGAGUGGGAGCCUCCUCACUGCAUGGUGAUUCUAUCAACCUCCAGCUCUCCGAUCCCCUCUCCUCCUCCAGCUUCCUGUUCAUACUGGACCAGCACAUGGAUAUCGAGUAGGCUGAUUGUCUCCCCCUUGGGCAGCCUGCCUCCAACUACCAUUGCUGAGUCAGCGGUGACAAGCGGGAGGGACCAUAUUUAAAUGAGGCAUUAAUCCAGCGGAUGAGGGUUCGAAUCUCUGUGGUGGGGGCGUGAAUGGCUGGAAUGAUAAAAAUUUGGAAAGAAAAAUAAUCUGCCCAUGGUUUAAAAAAAGUGAUUGUGAGAUUGUUGGAUCGUUGCGAAAGCCCUGUUGAUCCAUGUGUGGUGAUAGAAUGGGAAGUGAGAAAGCCUGGACCUAAACACGACUCCAGUCCCACACUUGACUCACAACAGCCCCUCUAAAAUAAGCCCCUUGGUCAUACCACGCUGCCAACAACAUGUCAGGAAAGCCCACGGGAGGGGCAAUAAAUGACAAAGAAAGGUCAAAGUGUUCCAGAACAAAUCAAAAAAGACAUGAAGGAAAUAAGAAGGGGUUAGGUACCAGUAAUUGAAAGCCAAAGCAAGUCAGUGACCAUGGACAGGGAAAACUCCAUUCUGAAGAGGCUGCUGUGGAAAUGUUGACAUAUUUGUGUAAAUGAUGUGCCUACCUUCCCAUGGGAAACCCUUUUCUGAGUUGGGUUUGGCUGAAUCCCUGGCACCAUGUCAAGAGGAGAAAACUGCCAAAGCAGCCAGUUUUUAAUUUCUGACUGUGGGUUUUGAUGGUGUAUUUAAUUUGUGAUUUCCCCAUGAACAAGGUGAAGUUUCAAACGCAGAAAGCAGUGUGCUUCUAGGGACAGAUCUGCUAACAGCAUGCAUCUGAAGCAAAGGUAGACAUGCGUCAUCCCUACACCAGUCAAGCAGAGCCUGCUGCUGUAGUUAAGUUUCCUCCAGGCAUUUAAAGCAAUCUCAGAUUUGUUCUUCACUAUUCCGCACAACACUGGGGCACAGUGGUCCCAGCAGUGAAGUAAACAUCUACCUAUGGGGACCUGCCCCGCUCACCCCUCUCACUAGCUCAGCGUUGGUGAAGCCAACACUGUUGCCCUAGUUGCUAGCCCAAAGUGAACUAGGCAGAGCGGGCUAGGCAGAGGGAGGAGAACUAAAUGAAAUAAGAUGCUGUCUCAUGCCUCCUACUAUUUUUCAAAGAGGCAAGCACUCCUGUUCUGUAACAAUCUGACUUUUAUUUUUACAAUAUUCUCAAUAACAGGCAGAUACAUACAAUAUUAGCACAGCUGAUGGAGCACAGGAGCUGUCUACACAAACUGACCACCACCCCGCCAAUCCAACAAUAACAGGCGCAUUAUCGCUUCUGGGUGGGGAUGACUGUUCAACUGGAAUUUACUUCUCUUUGGACAGAGAUUCAGACUUUUACAAUAAUUUCAUUUUGCCUGAUUUUAGCAAGAGCCAUGCUAGGUUGAGGGAAUUGGUGUUUUUUUUUUCCAAAUAAUUGUCCAUUCCUUCUCUCUUUGGCAAUUGAUCUUUGCUUGGGUGUCCAGUUCAUCCAAAGCAGCACCAUUGCUUACUCCCCAGUGAUUUAUCUAGUCAUUGGUGCAGUGACAUCAGAUACUGCCAGUCACAUUGGUGAAAGGACACAGUAGGAUGUAUAGCAAGGAUAACAGUUAAAACUCCCAAGACAUUUCACCUCCUUCAGCUCAGCAAAUCCUAACAUCAAUGUGUUCCUCAUUUCAGCAGUGCUAAUACUGUUGAAUAGUUUUCUUUUUAUUCAGGGUGGGAGGUGUGGAAACAUUAGGGCAGACUCCCUCAACUGCGAAUAUAAACAGCCCAAAUAAAUUAGAUGUUUUACAAAACAUUUUGUCCAAUUUUCUUGAGGCAGUGAGCUUAUUUCUCUUAACUAAAAAAAAUUGGUUUUGAUGAGAUACUGUAAUUUCACAAGGGGGACCCUACUGCCUCCUUUUAAAUGUGCAUUCUUUAUUAUCUAGUAUUUAAAAAGGCCAGCAAAACCCCAAAUAUCAAUAUAUAUAUACUCCUUGGGUCAGUGAAACCUGCUUUGGUUCCACAGACACACACACAGACACACACACAGACAGUCUCAUUCAUCAAAUAACCAUCUUUCAACACACACUCACACUGGCAAAUCCAUCCAGAAAUAUAGACGACACCAAACACAGUCAGACAAAGGCUGGUAACGUUGCGCUGUCACCACACAGUCUCUCAGCCCACCCUCCCUCUCCUCCCCAGCUUCAUCACCUCCCCCCCCCUCCCCCAAACCCACUCCUCGAAAUAACAGUAUGUACAGGACACAGCCCCAGCUCAAAUCUUAAACCCAGCUCCUUAUCACAUUGCCAGAAAUGAUAUAAAGCAGGUCACACAUAUAAGACGACUGCACUUCUUUGCACCUUUGAGCUAGAGACUCUUCCUGUGCAGAAACUAAAAAGCAAAUUACAGCAACAGAGUCAGAUGUGGCAAAACAACCUUGAGGUGCGCAACUGGGUUGCGUUGCCUGAGUUAAUCCCGUAUUCUGUAACAUGAUUGGCAGCAGAUUGAAGGGGGGGGGGGGGUAGAGAUGGGAAGGGGAAUAGUGUACUCUUACUGACUAAAAGCACUAAAAUUAAAACAACAGUGUUGCCUAAAUUCUCUCUCAGAAACCUGGAGAGCCCAGGGGGGUGGGGGUGGUCACAGUCAAUUGAUUGCCCAAGCUUACAGUAAAAUAUCUGGGUUCAAAAUCUUUUACUUUUUUUUUGGUUGGAAAAGUAAUCGCAAGAAAUUGCAAACUAAAGGCAUUCCUUCAUUCUUCACGAGCAUUCCUCAAUUCUCUCUUGGGGAUGAGACUCGUAACCCUGGGUCGCAGAGUUCACCAGAGAGUCUAAACAAGUUUUUCCAACGCUUCUGUGGACUUUGUGCCUAAUGCCUGACACUCACAAAUGGCUGUGGGGGGGUGGGGGGAGACAGUGGUGUGGUGCUAUAACAAAAAUGGACAUGUGUAAUUGGACAGUCCCUAAUACAGAGUAAAACAGCCUCAUUCUCCAAGAACCAGCACUCACUUUACAACAGUGAUUCGCAGUGAAUGAAAAUAUUUGGCCACAGAUGCCUCAAGGGCCACUAACUCCAGUAUCAGGUGGAUGGCGAACAUAAAAGUACCCAGAGACUACGACCUUGAGACAGUGCUCACCAGUACAAUCCUCAUUAUUUCCUUAGUUAAAAUGCACAAAUGAAAAUUCUUAAUCAAUUCACCCCUGCCAUUUUCCAACAUUGUACUAUACAUGUAUAUAUAUAUACCUUUUUUUUCCAAAAGAGUAAAGAAUAACAUAGACAUCAACAGGAAAAAUCAUUUCUCUCUGAUACAUCGCCUUCUCUCAGAAUGGCUGACUGCGUAAUAUUGUUUAUUACCAUUUAAAAGACAGUGCAGCUGUAUGGAAUUCACUGACCUACAAAAAAACUUCAUGCAUGAAGAAAAUGGGAGAGGGAGGGAGGGAGGGAGGGAAGGGAAGGGAAGGAAGAAGGAGGAGGACAAGGAAGAGAAAAACAAACAAAAAUCAACAGGACACGAGAGAAGAUGAGAAAGCUUGCCAGUGGCUCCUAUCUUAUAUACAGCCAUCGGGGAUACAGUAAACAGUUCUCAAAAGGUUCUUGUUUUGUCCUUUACUUUCUAAGAAUAUUCUGUCCCCUCCCUCCCUCCCCACCCCUCAGCAUUUCAUUAAAAGUGUCCCAAGUUUCUUACAUCUAAUUCAGGAUCAUUAGGCACUGCCACAAUGACAUAAACCCAGGUACGUCAGAAUGACUUACUAAAGUUUUCUUUUUUAAAAAAAAGUCUUCACACUUAUUAAAAUGAAAAUAAAAGGAGGUGCGCAAAAUUAUUGAAUUCUGGUAAAUAAUAAAAACUGUCUCUCGUUCCUGUUUACGUCUGUGCUGCCGCUUUUCCAUGUUUGUCUAACUUCCCAGCCUCCUUCCCAUUGCUCUGGCGUCCUCCUUCCUCUGGUCUCUUGCUGUGCCUUCGUGCAUACUUGUAUUUCUCCACAUACGCUUUCACCAAGUUGGCAACUUUGACGGGGUUGAUUUCACCACUUUUACUGUGGCAGAUCUGUAGCAGAGAGAGAUGAAAUGAGUUUGGGCUGGUGGUGGAUGCCUUAGGUAUGUAAUAAGACCUGGACAUCACUUGCAUUAAAUACUGUGGCCACAAGAACAGGUCAGAGAGCGGAGAAUGUGCAGAGUAACCAUCGACUCCAAAAACCUCUCCACUGCUAAGUCAGGAGUAUGGUGGAACAUUGUGAACUUGCCUGAAUGUGUACAGCUCUAUGAACACUCAAAGAGCUAGGCUGUUGUGGGAUUGGGCCAAAUUCAGUGGGCAAAUACAUAGCAGCUGUAGUAUGAUGUGGGUGAAUGUGAGGUUAUCCACUCUGGUAGCAAAACAGACAGGGAGAUUAUUAUCUGAAUGGUGAUAGGUUGAGAAAGGGAGAAGCAUGACGAGACCUGGGUGUCCUUGUACACCAGCUACUGAAAGUAGAUGCAGCACAUGGUGAAGCUACAAAAUGGUUAUGGUGAUCUUCACAGCUAGAGGAUUCGUGGUUAAUGACUUGCUGCAAAUGUACAGGGUAUUGGUGAGACAACACCAGGAGUACUGUGUACAGUUUUGGUCUCCUUAUAUGAAGAUGGUGGUUCUGGCCAUGCAGGGAGUGCAUUGAAAGUUUACCAGCCUGAUUCCUGGGAUGGGGGUGGUGGAUGAAUGGAGAGACUGGAUCAGUUAGGGCCAUAUUCACUCAAGUUAGAAGAUGAAUGAGGGGGUUUACAUACAAACCUAUAAGAAUUUGAACAGAAUUAGACAGGGUAGACGCAGGAAGCAUGUUUCUGUUAGCUGGGGAAUCCAGAACAAGGGGUUACAGUCUAAGGGUAAGAGGUAAACUUUUUAGGAUUGAGGUGUGGCAAGAUGUCUUCACCCAGGCAGUGGGGAGCCUGUGGAAUUCUCUGUCACAGGAAGCAAUUGAGGCCAAAACAUUGAAUGUUUUCAAGAAGGAGUUAGAUAUAGCUCUUCGGGUUAAAGGGAUCAAAGGAUAUGGGGAGAAAGUGGGAACAGGGGACUGAGUUGGAUGAUCAGCCAUAACAGUGUUGAACGAUGGAGCAGGCUCAAAGUGC